Molecule: messenger RNA, 1996 nt
Organism: Cajanus cajan (pigeon pea)
Lineage: Eukaryota; Viridiplantae; Streptophyta; Magnoliopsida; Fabales; Fabaceae
Product: inorganic phosphate transporter 1-4
Biological process (GO): transmembrane transport; phosphate ion transport
Cellular component (GO): membrane
Molecular function (GO): phosphate transmembrane transporter activity
Source: RefSeq, a predicted model, not a curated record
CUCCAUUCAUGUCUUUUGCACACACACACACAUUUCUUCUCUUUUGCUUUCUCUCUCCGAAUUCAUCUCAACUUCUCUCAUACUUGCAGAGAACUAGAGAAGUGAAGCAAUUUGGAGUGAGAGAAAGAAGGAUAAGGAAAGUUUGAUAGCGAUGGGGAAGGAGGUGCUGAAUGCCCUGGACGUAGCAAAAACACAAUGGUAUCACUUCACUGCAAUCAUCGUGGCUGGAAUGGGCUUCUUCACCGACGCAUAUGAUCUCUUCUGCAUAUCACUCGUGACAAAGCUUCUAGGGCGCAUAUACUACCACGUUGAAGGGUCACCAAAGCCUGGCACGUUGCCUCCACACGUGUCAGCCGCCGUCAACGGCGUAGCUUUCGUCGGAACCCUUUCUGGGCAACUCUUCUUUGGCUGGCUCGGUGACAAAUUGGGCCGAAAAAAAGUGUAUGGCAUGACACUCAUGCUCAUGGUGAUAGCUUCCAUUGCUUCGGGUCUUUCCUUCGGACACGACGCAAAGACUGUGAUGGCAACUCUUUGCUUCUUCCGCUUCUGGCUUGGCUUCGGCAUUGGUGGAGACUACCCUCUUUCCGCCACCAUAAUGUCUGAGUACGCUAAUAAGAAGACACGUGGCGCAUUUAUAGCAGCGGUGUUCGCCAUGCAAGGGUUUGGAAUUUUGGCGGGAGGUGUGUUUGCGAUUGUGAUAGCAUCUGCAUUCAAAGCUAGGUUUAGUGCUGAACCCUACGAGGUUGACCCAUUGGGGUCAACUGUUCCACAAGCUGACUAUGUUUGGAGGAUUAUUCUAAUGGCGGGAGCAGUUCCUGCUGCGUUGACUUACUAUUGGAGGUUGAAGAUGCCAGAAACUGCACGCUACACUGCUUUAGUUGCAAAGAAUAUGGAGCAAGCUGCAGCGGAUAUGUCUAAGGUUAUGCACGUGGAGAUUCGAGCUGAGACAAAAAUGGAGGAGAAAGCACAAGGAAAAUCGUAUGGAUUGUUCUCCAAGGAGUUUUUUACUCGUCAUGGACUUCAUCUGCUUGGAACAACUACCACGUGGUUCUUGCUUGAUGUUGCAUUCUACAGCCAGAAUCUCUUCCAGAAGGAUAUCUUCAGUGCAAUUGGAUGGAUUCCUCAUGCAAAAACCAUGAAUGCUCUUGAGGAGGUUUUCAGAAUUGCUAGGGCUCAAACUCUUAUUGCUCUUUGCAGCACAGUUCCGGGUUACUGGUUCACUGUGGCCUUCAUUGACAAGAUAGGGAGAUUUUCGAUUCAAUUGAUGGGGUUCUUCUUUAUGACUGUUUUUAUGUUUGCUCUUGCCAUUCCCUAUGAUCAUUGGACUCAUAAGGAGAAUCGAAUAGGGUUUGUGGUUUUGUACUCUCUCACCUUCUUCUUUGCGAACUUUGGGCCUAAUGCUACCACAUUUGUUGUGCCAGCGGAGAUUUUCCCUGCUAGGUUUAGAUCAACUUGCCAUGGAAUAUCUUCAGCAUCGGGGAAGCUUGGGGCUAUGGUUGGUGCAUUUGGUUUUUUGUAUUUGGCUCAGAACCAGGACAAGAGUAAAACAGAUGCGGGGUACCCUGCAGGUAUUGGUGUGAGGAAUUCGUUGCUUGUGUUAGGUUUUGUUAACAUCUUGGGCUUCAUGUUCACUUUCUUGGUGCCUGAGGCGAAGGGUAGAUCCUUAGAGGAUAUUUCUGGUGAGAAUGAAGAAGUUGAAACCAAUAAGGUGUAAAAUAGUGGCCACAGCAGUCACAUGCAUGGUGGCAGCCAGAAAUGGAAUAUUAAUGCAAUGUCUUCUUUGUUUAGGUGAUGAGUGCUGUAUUACUAAAAUAAAGUCGAGCCUUCAAGGCUAGGGAACUGUUACCAAAGCUUUCCCUUCUAGUUUGCUACUUCUGUUUGGUUCUGCUUGUAACAAUAGGGACCUGAGGUGUUGUUUUGUUCUAUGAAUAUUGUGAAAAGAGAUGUUUGUAAUAUAUGUGUAGUUUGGUCAACAAAUGUGUAGUUCUUUCGAUAA